AUGGAAGAUCAGACGACACUUAACCCUGUGCCUCGAUUUGACGAAUAUUCAUGGAAAGAAACAAAGACAAACAACGGAACAUCAGCAAUUAUUGUCAAUGCCAGCAUCUCUUCGGAACUUCCCUAUGAAAAACGAAAUAUUACUGUAAAACUUGGUACAAAUAUUCAAAGUAAAGUUUUCAAUGUACCACUGGAAUCUGUUACAUUUGCGUUUGAUGGACUUGAUCCAGAACCAAAAGAAUAUCCACUUCAGAUAACUUUUAUGUUAGUUGAUUAUACUAUUGAUCAUCGAUUUACAGCUAUAAAUAUGAUUAAUGAAAUUGUGAAAACAACAGCACACAAUAUGGGAAAUAAACAAUUUCUUUAUCAUUCUCUUUUUCUGAUAGUUUCAAUAACAUUUGUUUUGCUCUAA
Molecule: messenger RNA, 411 nt
Organism: Rotaria sordida
Lineage: Eukaryota; Metazoa; Rotifera; Eurotatoria; Philodinida; Philodinidae
Source: the annotation of a GenBank genome assembly